Arachis stenosperma is the source of this 3447-nucleotide messenger RNA. Its product is annotated as polyadenylation and cleavage factor homolog 4. Gene Ontology annotation, cellular component: cytoplasm; mRNA cleavage factor complex. Gene Ontology annotation, molecular function: mRNA binding; RNA polymerase II complex binding. Gene Ontology annotation, biological process: termination of RNA polymerase II transcription. The transcript has 7 exons. Bases 229 to 3147 code for a protein of 972 amino acids. The record is from RefSeq and is a predicted model, not a curated record. NCBI's taxonomy places the organism in Eukaryota, Viridiplantae, Streptophyta, Magnoliopsida, Fabales, Fabaceae.
UCCGUCCCUCUAUCUCAACUAGCACCAAAAUCCAUCUCCGUUCUCUCUCUAUCUCUCACUGCAAAUUCCCAAACCCCCCAAAAUUAUUCAAUUUAUCUCUCUAAGAUGGCGCCGGUUUCUACCUCCUUCGGCGGUGGAAGCCAAUAACGGUGACGCACUUCAGUUGCAUCCACUAAUUAAAAACCCUAACCCUAACCCUAGCGCACUACAUCUCUUCUGCAUAUUCUUAUGUACUCUGAAAAUCUGAUAGUGUCCGCUGAAAACCCUAGACCCUUCGCGUUUCAGCAACAUCUAUCUUCUUCUUCGUCUACUACUACUUCGGCCAACGCGAAACCCAUGAGCAAUGAGAUCGCACAGAAGCCUCCCCCUUCCAUUCUCGUUGGCAGGUUCAAGGCUAUGCUCAAGCAGCGCGACGACGAGCUCAGAGCCACCGCCGGUCACGUGCCGCCUCCGUCUACGGAAGAAAUCGUUCAGCUGUACGAGAUGCUGCUGUCGGAGCUCACGUGCAAUCUGAAGGCCAUUAUCAACGAUCUCACCUUCAUCGCUGAGCAGCAGAGGGAGCAUGCCAGGGGCAUCGCCGACGCUAUCUGCGCUCGGAUUCUGGAGGUGCCUGCAGAGCAAAAGCUUCCUUCACUCUAUCUUUUGGACAGUAUAGUGAAGAACUUUGGACAGGAAUAUGUUAGAUACUUUGCAUUACGCCUGCCCGAAGUUUUCUGUGAGGCAUACAGGCAGGUUCAACCUCAUUUGCACCCUGCUAUGCGCCAUCUCUUUGGCACCUGGUCAAAAGUCUUUCCACCGUCUGUCCUACGCAAGAUUGAAGCUGAGUUGCAACUUUCUCAAGUAGUUAAUAAUAGUCAAUCGUCCAACAUGAAUCCCCUCAGAGCAUCUGAAUCUCCUAGACCAAGUCAUGGCAUACAUGUAAAUCCAAAGUACCUGCGGCAGUUGGAGCGCUCAACUGUGGAUAGUGUUGGUGGUGAAAAGUUUGACAUAUCAGGAAAGGCUAGUAAUACAAAUUUUGGUAUUGUAGCUAAUAAGAUGAAUCAAUUUGUAUCUAGCAGACUUGGAAUAUCCUCUUCUCCUUCAAGAGCUGGUCUAGAUAGGCCUUUGUCAGUAGCAGAUGAGUAUGCAGUUGACAGUUCUUCUGGAAGGAUGGUUGAGAGAGAGUCUCCUCAUAAUUAUGGAGUACCAAGAGUAGUAGGUAGAGAGGAAGAAUUGGGUGAAUGGCAGCGAAAGCAGUACCCUGGUGACGUUCGAAAUCGAUUUCAAACUCCUUUGACAUACAGCCUUAGUAAUGGGCAUCCGCGUCAAAGUCCAAGAGCUUUAAUUGAUGCGUAUGGCAGUGACAAAAGCCAAGAAACUUCAAGCACCAAGCCUCUUAUACUUGAUCGGCUAGAUAGAAAUGGUAUCGACAACAAAGUGACAUCAUGGCAGAAUACUGAAGAGGAGGAGUUUGAUUGGGAAGAUAUGAGUCCAACAUUAGUAGACCAUAGUAGGAAUAAUGGCUUCUUGCAAUCAACUGCUUUUUCCAGGGAUAAGCCUGUUGCAGUAGCAGCUAAUGCAAUUUUGUCAGAGCAAGAUACAAGGAAGGGUUGGUCUGGUGGGUCUCAGCUUCCUCCAGUAGAUGAUUCUUCUGUCAUAGCAGCAGAUGCAUUUCCCCAUUCAGUUUAUGGUCGUGUAUCCAUGGGGCAGGUAUCUGGUUUCCAAAAUCAAAUAAACCAGAGUCUGGGUUCCCGUCCACCUCAUGAUGCUUGGAAGGUCUCUCAAUCACAAACCAUGCUUAAUAUUAGGGGCCGAGGAAGAACUCUUUUGAUGCCUCCUAUUGAUAACAAUCCCAAUAAUGAUGUAAACCCCUAUGGGAUUCGACCUGCAGUGUCAAGGAUGGUUUCUGGUAUUGCCUCUAAUGUAGAGCCUCGUCCACCAGUUUUGCCUGGAUCUUUUGAAAUAAGACCUUCUGUAACUGUUCAUGGCACUCGUCCUCCCACCUUAAAUCCAAUAUUUCCACCGCAAAAACAUGUUAGAAGUCAAUUUGAUGCAAUAAAUACCAGUAAUCCCAUUAUGAAUCAUGGCCCAAAUAAAUCUCUGUUCAUGCCUGAACAGCCAGGGCUGGACACUGUUGAAAACAGGGAUGCCAGUAAAGGAAAGAUACAUCAGUUGCCUAAUCAGCUGGCUGGAUUGCUUCCAUCCAACCUGCAAAACUUUGGACAAACACCACAACAUUUUUUCCCAUCUCGGGAUCCAUCAUCCUCACAAUUUGGUCAUGGGAACUCUCUGCAAGGACUUGGUCCUUCUUUAAGUGCAGCUAUGUCAAAUCCAUUACCUAUUACACAGUUGCCUUUACCAGUCCAAGGUAUUGCAAAUAAUUCCUUACAAUUACAGGGGGGAGUCCAUCCACCUUUACCUCCAGGUCGCCCUCCUGCUCCUUCUCAAAUGAUACCACAUCCAAACGCUGGUCCAUAUGUAUCAAACCAACAGCCGGCUGUUGCAUAUACUAAUUUAAUUAGUUCGCUUAUGUCCCAAGGCGUAAUCUCAUUGGCUAAUCAACCCUCUGGACAGGAUUCUGUUGGAACUGAGUUUAAUCCAGAUAUUCUGAAGAUUCGUCAUGAGUCUGCAAUCAGUGCCUUGUAUGGAGAUCUCCCUAGACAAUGCACGACUUGUGGACUAAGAUUCAAAUGCCAAGAGGAGCACAGUAGUCAUAUGGAUUGGCAUGUAACAAAGAACAGGAUGUCCAAAAGUCGCAAACAGAAGCCUUCUCGUAAGUGGUUUGUGAGUGACAGGAUGUGGCUUAGUGGUGCGGAGGCACUGGGAACAGAAUCGGUUCCGGGUUUUCUGCCAACUGAGACCGUAGAAGAAAAAAAAGAUGAUGAAGAGUUGGCAGUGCCAGCUGAAGAGGACCAGAAUACAUGUGCAUUAUGUGGUGAGCCUUUCGAUGAGUUUUACAGUGACGAAAUGGAGGAAUGGAUGUAUAGAGGAGCUGUAUACCUCAAUGCACCCACCGGAGCAACAGUGGGCAUGGACAGGUCGCAGUUAGGUCCCAUUAUUCAUGCCAAAUGCAGAUCAGACACUAAUACGUCCCCCUCUGAAGAUUUCGCGUUGGAUGAAGGGGGUGCCAAUGAAGAGGGCGGCCAAAGAAAACGAAUGCGGAGUUGACCAGUUUUGCGCACUGUAACUUAAAUAAUUUUUCCAAUAGUGAGCUGCUCUUACAUAAUUUUUUAGAGUAGAGAUGAAGCUUUGCAAUUGCUUGGCCUCCCUGCCAAAAUCAUGUACAUGUAUAGUUGGGUUGUUUAACAUGCAUAUUUUCUCUUCCUUUUUUUUUUCUCUUGUAGUCAAAGUCUACUUGUUAGCCUGCUAAUAUCUCCUUUCCGGCAAUAUUAAUAGUUACAUACAGUACUAUAUUAUUAUAUCUGGGAUGGGGGUUUUUGAAACAAUGAAUAUGAAUGUGUUAGUUCA